AUGUUCGCGACCAUAAGAGGCGAAUGGGUGCGGCACGAGAACGAAUCGACACUGCAAUACGUAGGUCGUGAUCUUCACGACCAUGUAGCCGUGCCGGCUUCCCCAAGACCUGUCUACACCUUGCACGAACAUUGGAUUUUCGAGCAGCUCAAAGAUAGUGUACAUCCUCGUGGACGCCUCAGGAGAACGAACGUCAAGAGCAUUGGGGCGGCACACAGCUGGGACACAUUCAUUGACCUUGACAAGCUUGAUCUGCCCUGCGAAGACAAAAGGUCUCUCGGAUCAAUAUGGACGUUACCGUCCGUUUGUACGCGGGCUAUCGUGCAGCUUUACACCGGCGCCGACGACUUACACGAGCUGUGGGAAGUCGAUGUUGUGAAAUACAACCACUUUUACCCUCGUGGAUUCUGCCUGCCCGCUGGUCGUAGUGAGGUGGCCUGGCUAGACGCCGACACAAUACUUGUCAUGUCAACAGUCGGCGGAUCUAGACACCAGACUGCUAGUGGCCUACCACGGACAGUACGACGCUGGAAACGGGGUAGUCCAAUCGACAAUGCCCAGAUCAUCUUUCAAGUCCAUGAGACUCAUCUCGCAGCAAGAGCAUGGUGUGACUUGAGUGUGCCGAACGAAGAGCUUGUCUUCUUUACCGACGUCGCCAGAGCUUGCACCAGUCAAAGCUAUGUUGGCACACGCACAGGUUGUGGCGAACGAUUACCUAUCCCAAACAAAGCUACCUGGAUACAUUGGAAUACCUACAUUGCGUGCUUCCUUUCGGAAGAUUGGGUAGUCAACGGAAGUACGUUCAAGGCUGGCACCGUUGUGGGAUUUUGUCUCCGACAAACACCGCUUCACAUUGCGUCGCUCGUCGUACUUUGCCCAGGCCAUGGUUUGCGCACGUCACUGUUCGGCAAAAGCGGUCUCCGACUCCUCUUUACUCGAAACUUCCAAAACUUUGUCCGCACCUUUUACCCUAAUGAUGAGGGUGACUGGACAGAAGCUGAAGGGCAGAUGCUAUUCGACUGCCCAGCAAUGUCGAUAUCUGAAGUCUUGGACCUUGGAGGCGGCUGUGACGACGCUCAGCUCCUAUUGGCAAUUCAAGGGCCUCUGCUGCCGAAGACGCUGUAUCUCGCCGGCCGGUCCGGAAUUACAUGGGUGGAGGGCAGUAGUUGUGACUUUGAUACAAGCCGCUUUGGGGCGGUGGUCCACACAACUUUCGCCCUUAAUGGUCUCCCUAUAAGAUAUCUCGAGGUCGGACCGGAUCGAGCGCCGACAGGUGAGGCUCCGGUAUGCAUCAUUGCAUGCGGUCUGGCCACUGCUGGGCCAGAGUAUAACGCGGCCCUAGCAGAGCACUGGCUGCGACCAGGAGCCUACCUUGUGUUCGUGAACAACGGCUGUUGCGAAGAAGGCGAAUACCGAGAGCGUUCCGCACCUGUUGGAGAUCUCCACGCAGUUGCUGUGGACCUCGUCAAGCGUGGUCUAACUCUGUCGGCGCAUACGGUCGUCAUGGGAGCUCGUAGGAAUGGUGCGACGGUAGCCACUAUGUGUAGAACAUCACAAGUGUUCUUUGGUGCCUUUUGUUCAUACGAACCUGACUGGUAUGACGCCAGAUGGCCCAGUGGAGCUCUAGAUCCGCGCACAGCUAGUGACGAGGAGGGCACCUCACCUCUGUUAAUCCUGUGCGGCGAUGGCAGAGGUCCUAACGGCAUCGACAGACAUGAGCUUCACGCACGGAUUGUGGACAAGCUCCGAAUGUGCGGGUACGACGCCAAAUACUUUGGCUGCCAUAAGGACGGCUCGAUGAGCAGUUCGAAGCAAUGGCAAAUCAUUGUGGGUUUCAUGCGUAAGGCAGUGGAAUGGGCACCUGAGAACAACGUGCCUCACAACGUCGUGGCUUCUACUAGCGAGACCUCUAUCGCGUCAGAAACAGUGUGA
Zasmidium cellare ATCC 36951 is the source of this 1932-nucleotide messenger RNA. RefSeq lists its product as uncharacterized. Lineage: Eukaryota; Fungi; Ascomycota; Dothideomycetes; Mycosphaerellales; Mycosphaerellaceae. Bases 1 to 1932 code for a protein of 643 amino acids. The transcript has a single exon. The record is from RefSeq and is a predicted model, not a curated record.